Seriola aureovittata is the source of this 1695-nucleotide messenger RNA. RefSeq names its product methyltransferase-like protein 27. The record is from RefSeq and is a predicted model, not a curated record. Lineage: Eukaryota; Metazoa; Chordata; Actinopteri; Carangiformes; Carangidae. The transcript is spliced from 8 exons. Bases 725 to 1405 code for a protein of 226 amino acids. Gene Ontology annotation, molecular function: S-adenosylmethionine-dependent methyltransferase activity.
UCUUCCAUAUUAGACUGGAUAACCUAUGACUCUGUGGACAGCUGUCCCCAAAGGAGUUUAAUGUCUGUACUUAGGGCAGAAUUUUAGGAGAUUUUUGUCACUUAUUAUUUUACACGUUUUUUUCACCAUUUUGAGCAAUCACAGUAGAAAGGAAAGCGUCUGAAGUCCAUACUUCAGCAACAACAUCACCUGGAACAUAGAUCCUCCUCCAUGAUACCUUCAGCAAGAGAUUGUCACGUUUGAGGGGAACCAGAAGCACGAGGAAGACGAGGUCUAAACUGGUAACUCGAGACAAACGCAGCAGCAGACGCCGAAGACAUUUACAAGAGAUAACAACAGACGAACCGACCCAGACAAAGGGAGCACGGAGACUACACAGACACAGACGCAGGGGUGAUUGACCACAGGUGAAACAUUAGGGCGGGGCAGACAAUCACCAAGGAGGGAAGUAUAGGAAGUACAAACAUCGAGACACACAAGGAAACCAACUACAGAAUAAAACAGGAGGUGACAAAAUCCAAACAUAAAUUCAAACAUAAAAUGUCUGCCAUGGCAAACCAUGACAGAGAUGUCCCUCACAGUACUGGUACACCUUGUAUUGCUUCCCAUCAGGCCGCCCACUCUUCGUCUUUGUCCCACCUUGAAUCCCUUGGACUCCUCCACUUCUUCCUGAUCUUUUCGCACCUAGGAGUUUUGCCAGGUACUUUAGCAGAAGGAGGGAGCGAUGGCAUUGACGCAAAGAACAUUUGAAACUGUAAAAGGAGUGGUUGCAUCUGUUCGCGGUACGGCUACAGUUGGCGAAAAAAUGGCUUUCUAUGACACCUGGGCAGGGAACUAUGAUCAGGACGUGGCAGUUCUGGACUACCACGCAGCAAGUCAAGCAGCAAGCGUCAUCUCCUCCUAUUUCAGUGGUGACCGUGAAGCAGCUGUUGUACUGGACGUGGCUUGUGGCACAGGACUGGUGGCAAAGCAGAUGAAACUCGAUGGUUUUGGACAUUUUGUGGGCAUUGAUGGAAGCAAGGCUAUGCUGGACGUGGCCCAAGAGAAAGAGUUGUACCAAGACCUCAAACAAUGCAUUUUGGGAGAACAGCUGCUACCUGCCAAAACAGGAUCAUUUGAUUUGGUUGUGAUCUGUGGGGCACUGAGUGUGGAUCACGUUCCUUUACGUGUAGUCAGAGAGUUGUGCAGCGCCUGCAAACCAGGUGGCUACGUUUGUAUGACGUGCAGACAUGGCCAUGACAAUCUGCCAUACAAAGCUGCCCUGGAGCGUGAGCUGAAGCAAAUGGAGGAAGAGGGGCUCUGGAGCUGUGUAGCUGUCACUGAGGUGGAAAACUGGGCAAGAGAAGUGUCGGGGGCGGAGGGCAGCUACAUAUCUGGUUCUGUUUACCUCUACAAGAAACUGUAGCACCACACAGAUGUGACAUCAUGUGCUACAAUAAAACACGCAAGGUGACUUUUUUUUGACAUUGUUGUUGAUAAUGUUGAGCCUGUCACAUUGUGACAAUUGUGCUUCCCCGUCUGUGAAGUUCAAGAGGAAAAUAGCAUUAUGCAGUGUGUGAUACAGCAUUUAAAAAACCCAAUUUACUGUUUGUAUGUGAAAAUGUGUGAAAUACAAUUAUCACAUAAAAUGCCUUUUGCUGUAUACUGUAAUUUAAUUUUACCCAUGUGAGUUAUUAAAAGUAUGGCAUCCUGUAA